GCCGUCGAUACCUAUUAUGUCAGCAGACGACAACAUAGAUGAUAUACAUAAUAUCUCCCGGCACCCAGUCAGAAGCGAUCAUAACUCAGGUCCACAUACCAAUUUUCCCACAUUCGGGAGACUCGAUGGCUGGAGCUCAGUAGACAACUACGACUCCCUUCCUCAACGCUUCGCUGACACUGGGUGGGGCAGGCCAUCGUUCUUUCACAAUAUUUUGAACCACGUCGAACUCAGGCGUACAGAGGAGCAAACCACGCAAGACUCGCAAUCACAAUCUCAACUAUCACAUGGAGCUGGCAAUAUCAAUAAUUCACCUCAAAUACCGCACAGAAACAAUUCCUACUUCACACCAUUUUCUCCCACGGACAUGCCCAACAACUCUCAUAGCAUCGUUGACCUCACUACACCCGUUCAAGGUGAAUCUCAGGGGCAAUCCUCUCCAAUGUCUUCUCCAGAAGUCGGUCCAUCCACAAAGCGUAUAAGGAAGAACAACGGAGCUAGUCAAAGCAAAUCGACCAGCUACGGUCAACAGUCCGUCAUGAGUUCCGGUGACGAGGAUCCACUUGUGAACGUAAGCCGUAAACAACAAGUUACGGCCAUGACAGCACCAGAAGAGCAAAUCGGAAAGCCUUUGCGAAUGUCGAAUCUUCGCUGCGUCAUCUGCUUUGAGAGUCCGACGAACCUCGCCGUCACUACAUGCGGCCACUGGUUUUGUCAUACGUGCAUCAUGGAAACCCUUAUUGCUGGCGAGGCACGCGUUGCCGAAGGCGAAGCUCGCAGAUCCCAGUGUCCGAUUUGCCGGAAGACGCUCAAUAGGCAGAAGGCGGCAGAUGUUUUUCCUGCGCUGUUGAUGAAGAAGGGCCAGGCUACGCAGCCAAGAAGGACUGGGCGUGUCACUACAAGGACAUGAGUACUCCUGUGUUCGGGAAGGUGAGGGCGAUAUCUGGUGGCAAAAGUUUGGCGUUUAAUCAGGGUGUGAGGAGUCGGUGAUCUGUGUUUACAUGGCUUGGUGUUAUAGUAGAUAAAUGAGCUAUCAAGUACGAUAGUGACGGGCGCCUCCGAUUUAUACUGCUGGAGGUUGCCAAGAAGCUUCCAACGUGCAUAUCAACCGCAGGAGCCAAUUUAAGCUUCUCGGUUGAGGCUCUCUCUCCGAGUGGAUGAUCACCAUCAAUUUCCGUAUCUUAUCUCGUACCUACAUAAUUGCGCAGAUCACUGCAUCGUGUUCCAAUCCUUAUGAAUCCGGUUCGUAGCCACGUCAACGCUUUUACAACUCAGAUAAGGCGUUCAGGCUCUUCUCGGACUGUCCCUUGAUUCUCCAUGUGCUGACCUC
This is a messenger RNA of Pseudovirgaria hyperparasitica, 1330 nucleotides long. RefSeq lists its product as uncharacterized. The record is from RefSeq and is a predicted model, not a curated record. The transcript is spliced from 2 exons. NCBI's taxonomy places the organism in Eukaryota, Fungi, Ascomycota, Dothideomycetes, Acrospermales, Acrospermaceae. The coding region runs from base 368 to 910 and encodes 180 amino acids.